CUCGAGACGGCAGAGAUAUGGUGCCAGCCACAGGGGCAGGCACGCGGGCCCUGGAUCAGGGGUGUUCCGCUACCCCUGCCGGUCUGGGCCCAUUACGAGUCACCAGCCCUGACCGUUUCCACGGUCGAACAGUAUGAGGAAUUAGCAGGCAGCGUUGAACUUGAAACGCAACGCUUAUUGCGUGAGCAUCGCUACGACACUAUUGGCAAUUUCCUCAGGUUCUACAAAGACUACACUGCAAGUGGAGAAAGUGCGCUCGAUCGAUUCUACCGAAAAUAUCAGCCACUGAUAACACGCGAACAUCAUACUUGCGUUGGUCUUGGAUUUGAAUUAUUACAUCGAUUAACAGGAUUGAAUAAGCGUUUCCCAGGAAUAGCAAGUGGCCUCUACUUAGUAUCUUGUGAAGAGACGAUUGGUGAUAUCGCCGGCUAUGUUGGCGGUCCACCAGCGGCGGAUAGCGGUGAGAAGGAACAUGUACUAGUGUGCCUGAAAAUCGAGAUCGGCGGACGUCGCGGCGUCAUGCUGCUCGAUCCCGGUUACCAUGUAGCGCGCGUUAUCACUGUGAUGGCCGAUAAGUUAUACCCUCACACGGGUUGGUUCACGCAGUCCGACGAACCGACCUGUAAGAAAGAGUACAACUACUGUCUGUGCGCCGACGAUUCCGACUAUGUCGAGUGGCAUGAGAGAAAAACUCGUCCUGGUGCCUUGGAGGGGACGCAAGUCGCUCUCAUCUAUGUGGCAAGGCCAUAUUUAACUGCCAUUGACGUUACAGAACGUAGAAACUUGGUUUAUAAUCAGAGAAGUCUCCUUGCCAGAGAUACUAAGGGUCACGUUACCGCCGGCAUAUAUUUCCCCAUUGUACUAGAUACUAACAACGCGCAGACCUUCACAAUUUUCUAUCAGACUGGUAACGGGAAAAAGCGAGUCAAAAUGGCAUUCAACAAAUUCCAUGGUUCGCGUAAGAUAAGUCCUAAUGCCGAGGAAAUGGAGAUGAUCGCGGAAUGUGCUCGACAACUUAAUAUUUCGCAAGACGUCCUGGAGAACAUCCUCUCUGCUUUAGCUACUGUCAUGAAUGAUUCGUCGUUUGUGACACAACUGUUGAACAUCAAUACGAGAAUUAACACUUUAGCAGAGGAUAAUUAACAAACAGAAAUCACUCCAACCAAUGGAGCGUCGACACAACACCACGUUUUAUUUUUUUUUCUUUUGCCCGCUUUCCUCUUACGGUCUUUUUCUCUUAUUAUGUCUCGUAGCUUGUUUAUUCUUUUAUUUAUUCUAAUUACGCUUUAUUACAAUGUGCGCAUAUUUGCAUAUGUACAAGACGAGUCAUGCAAUUUUGCAGUUCUUUGCUUUUCGAGCAUCUUAAAAUUUUUAUGUAUGAAAUAAUAAGAUAAAUUUAUUGACAGUUGUACGUAGCAGAAAUAUAUUGAUGUUUCUGCGUAAAAGUAUAAGGCCAAUUCACUAUUUUGUAUAAAAGUACUAAUCAUCAAUCUUAAAGAUGAUUCAAAUGUCAUGAUUUGGCUUUUAUAUCAAAACAUUGUUUUUUUACGAUAAAAUUCGUGAAAGGUUCUCGACGACUUUUGUAUCAUUUUGCGUAUAAACAAAAAAGAAUCAAUGAAAACAUUAACAGAUGCGAUCAAAUAGUAUGAUUUAAAGUAUAUAUUUUAGUUAUUUGAUGAUUUUUAUAUAUUCGCUUUUUAUCUAGAAUGCGCAAGGAAAAACUGAUAAUUUUAUUUUUAUAACUAAAGUUUUUGAAUAUUAUUUUGCUUUUUUAUAUUUUAAUCUUGAACAUGUAGAUUUUUGGGUUCUGUGGUGGUAUAUAAUAGAUCGGUAUGGUAAUAUUUUCAUUGAACAAUGUUGGUAUUGAUGCAGUUAUAGAUUACUAUUUACGUGUAGAAAGAACUGCACUAAAUUAUUAAUAUUGGUACAAGGGAUGCUUUUAUUGUCACGUGUGUGCAUUCGCGCUGCACGUAAUUUUUUUUUUUAGAUUAAUAUCAUGUACCUUUCAAUUGUAAACACUAAAUUUGACUUUAUUUGAAUAAAUUUUUUAACGGAC
Molecule: messenger RNA, 2056 nt
Organism: Monomorium pharaonis (pharaoh ant)
Lineage: Eukaryota; Metazoa; Arthropoda; Insecta; Hymenoptera; Formicidae
Exons: 4
Source: RefSeq, a predicted model, not a curated record